AUGCCGAAGACGGAGACGGGACAUGGAACCAGCCACGCAGAAGCGAUUGCGUGCUUGCAAAAGAUAUUCGCAAAGAACCACACCGGCUUUGGUUCCGACAUCACUGAUGAGAACAUUGAUCCUGGGAAUCUGCAGUAUGGCGAGGUCACCUACCAAGGCAUGCAGCCCUUGUACAGUGCUCUGGACCUGAGGCCCGGCGAUGUCUUUUACGACCUGGGCUGUGGUGUUGGGAAGCUGGUGCUCUACGUGGCCCUCCGGGGCGACGCAGCCCGAUCCGUGGGCCUGGAAGUGGGCCAGCGCCGCUUUCUGCUGGCGGAGGGGGCCCGCUGCUCCCUGGAUGAGGAGCUUGACUCCCUGAAGAAGACGGGCAAGUCCCAGCCCUCUUCGACGGAAUACAAGUUCAUGCUUGCGGAUAUCAGCAGGCACCGCUACUUGGACCCAACGGUUGCAGUCCUCACCAACCUCUGCAUGGACAUGGGCGUCCAAAGCCGCACGGUCAACUGUCUCCUGCGCUGUCCCUCCUUCAGGCGAUUGGUGAGCAUCACUCCACUUCUUCAUUCCAGGCUGAAGUUGGCGCGCUCCGUGAUGGUCUCCUGCACCUGGGCCAAGGUCUCGGCGUGGCAGGUGUAUGACGUUCUGCCGCCGCAGGAGCCGCUCGCCCGCUCCUUCCUGACUACACCAGCGGUCAUCAAAAGAUGCACCAGUGCAACGGCGCUGAAGAGGCGUGGUGAGUUAAUGCUGUCACCGGCAAGGCCCGACAAAAAGGACACGCUACCUCCACUGGUGAGCUCGGCAAGCUUGCGGCGGGCGGGUGCAAGAAGUUUGCCAGCCACCAGGCGCAGCAUGACGUCUGUGAAGCGGAGCGCUCUGCGCCUGAGCUCCAACCUGGAGCCUGCUACGGAAGAGCCUACGAAGUAG
Messenger RNA from Symbiodinium sp. CCMP2592, 918 nucleotides. Lineage: Eukaryota; Dinophyceae; Suessiales; Symbiodiniaceae. The record is from the annotation of a GenBank genome assembly.